Messenger RNA from Oryza sativa Japonica Group (Japanese rice), 827 nucleotides. RefSeq names its product small ribosomal subunit protein uS8z/uS8w. Gene Ontology annotation, molecular function: structural constituent of ribosome. Gene Ontology annotation, cellular component: cytosolic small ribosomal subunit; ribosome. Gene Ontology annotation, biological process: translation. The record is from RefSeq and is a predicted model, not a curated record. Lineage: Eukaryota; Viridiplantae; Streptophyta; Magnoliopsida; Poales; Poaceae.
CGCGAUGCCAAUAUAAGACAGUCACCACGCCCACGCGCAAAACCCUCGAGACCUAGGGCUUCCUCCUUCCCCUCCGAGCACCGCCGCCGCCGCCGCCACCGCCACCGCAGCCUGACCGCUCGGUCUCCGGCAACCAGACAAAAUGGUGAGAGUCAGUGUCCUCAACGAUGCUCUGAAAACAAUGUACAAUGCUGAGAAGCGUGGGAAGCGGCAAGUGAUGAUCCGACCCUCAUCAAAGGUUAUCAUCAAGUUUCUCAUCGUGAUGCAGAAGCACGGCUACAUUGGUGAAUUUGAGUUUGUUGAUGACCACCGCUCUGGCAAAAUUGUUGUUGAGCUGAACGGACGCCUCAACAAGUGUGGUGUCAUCAGCCCUCGCUUCGAUGUUGGUGUCAAGGAAAUCGAAUCAUGGACUGCGAGGCUGCUUCCCUCCAGACAGUUUGGGUACAUUGUCCUUACUACUUCAGCUGGCAUUAUGGACCAUGAGGAGGCUCGCAGAAAGAACGUUGGUGGGAAGGUCCUCGGUUUCUUCUACUAGAAAGAUAUAUCUUGUUGACACUCUACGGGGAUUUCUUAUACAGUAGAUGGAUUCUCCCAGUAGGUGUUAGUGGAAGAGCAUUUUAUUAGCAGUUGAGUCAAAAACCUUGUUAAGAUGAUCCUCGAAUGUCUGAAUUGCCCCUUAAUGUCAUAUGUUGUCUGUUUAAUUUUGCUUGGCGACUUGAGUAAGCUGCUGUAUUCUUGCUCCUUGGAGGCCGCAUGCUUUUUUUGUUAACUUUUUAUAAGUUAUUACUGAAAAUUCCUGGAAGAUAUUCUAUCAUUUUUUUGGUCUA